CUGUGCAUUCCAAAAAGCUUAGGCCCGCGAAAUACAAAGAGCUGAAACAGCUCUGCCAGAGGACCUCAGAAAAUUAGGGUUUUUGUUGAGGAACAGCCAAAUUACCUUAUUCUUUUUUCUACGAUUUUGGUCGAUUAACAUCCCGUACCAGAUAGAUAGUUAAACAAUCAACUGGCUGUUGUUUUUGGGUCACUGCCAGUAUCUAAAUAUCAAGAAAUUCACUACUUCAUGUUAUAUAAAUUUUUCACCUGUUGAGCAUCAUCAUCCUCUUGAUUAUAAUUCGUAUUUUUCUCUUGCCUGUCUCUUUAACUACUGUUACUUUUAUCCCUUAAUUGAUUAUCAUUCACAUUGGAAAUCCUUGGAUCCAUAUCUUAUGGAAGAAAUUCAGUUGAGAAUCUUACUCUGCAACUCCAUUUGGCCUUUCAUUUUGUUUCCGCCUUUUCGUACUUGUACUCUUCCUUCUGUGAACGCGUCUGGCUUCUGUGCUUCCUUCACAGUUGCCUUGCAAGCUUGUUUUCUUAGACACAUAAGAUGCCAAGGACAAGAGGUAGUGCUGUGGCUGCUGAUAAAGAUGAAUCUGAAAAGCCUGUGGAAUCUGAGGAGGGGGUUGACCUUGAUGGUGACAAUGAACAAGAGGAGAUAAUGGAAGAAGAAGUUGAGUAUGAAGAAGUAGAGGAAGAGGAGGAAGUGGAGGAGGAGAUAGAGGAAGAGGAAGAAGUAGAAGAGGAGGUGGAAGAAGAGGAAGAAAUUGAGGAGGGAGCGAAUGAGGCUGAUGCACAAAAAGGCUCAGACAGUGAGGAGGAAAUUGAAGAAAAAGAGCAUGCUGAACUUCUUGCACUCCCUCCACACGGAUCAGAGGUAUACCUUGGUGGCAUUCCUCAUGAUGCCACUGAAGAGGAUCUCAGGGGCUUUUGUGAAUCUAUAGGAGAAGUCACAGAAGUAAGGAUAAUGAAGGGCAAAGAUACAGGUGAGGCCAAAGGGUAUGCUUUUGUGACCUUCAGAUCAAAGGAGUUAGCUUCCAAGGCUAUUGAAGAUCUGAACCAUACUGAGCUUAAGGGAAAAAAUAUAAGAUGUUCAACAUCUCAAGCAAAUCAUCGAUUGUUUAUUGGUAAUGUUCCAAGAAACUGGGAAGAGGAAGAUAUGAAGAAUGUUGUAAAGAAGAUUGGGCCAGGAGUAAUCUCUGUGGAAUUAUUAAAGGACCCACAGAAUUCCAGCCGAAAUCGUGGAUUUGCUUUCAUAGAGUAUUAUAAUCAUGCUUGUGCAGAGUACUCGAGGAAAAAGAUGUCAAGCCCAAAAUUUAAACUGGAUGAUAAUGCUCCAACAGUGAGCUGGGCUGACCCUAAAAAUGCAGGAUCCUCAGCUUCUUCUCAGGUCAAGGCAGUGUAUGUGAAGAACUUACCAAAAGAUAUUACUCAGGAUCGUUUGAGACAGCUGUUUGAACAUCAUGGAAAAGUCACAAAAGUGGUUCUCCCUCCUGCAAAAGCAGGGCAUGAAAGGAGCAGAUUUGGUUUUGUGCACUUUGCAGAGAGGUCGAGUGCCAUGAAGGCAUUGAAGAACACUGAGAAAUAUGAAAUUGAUGGCCAAGUUUUGGAGUGCUCCCUUGCUAAACCUCAAGCAGAUCAGAAGUCUUCUGGAGGGCUAAAUUCACAGAAGUCCAUCUUGCAUCCAACCUUCCCACCCCGUCUUGGAUAUGGUUUAGUUGGGGGUGCCUAUGGUGCUCUAGGUGGAGGAUAUGGUGCUGCUGGCUUUGCACAACCAAUGAUCUAUGGUAGAGGACCAAGUCCUGCUGGUAUGGCAAUGAUGCCGAUGCUUUUACCUGAUGGAAGGAUUGGAUAUGUCUUGCAACAGCCUGGAAUGCAACCGCAAAACCCUCUACCACAGCCCCGGGCCGGCAGAGGUAGUGGUGGUGCUGGUAGCUCAAGUGGUGGAAGACGUAGCAAUGACAGUAACCGGCGCAGCCGGUAUAACCCAUACUAACGUGAUUGCCUUUUCAGUGCAAGUGCUGAGGAAAAGGAAAAGGUUUCAUCUUCAAUUAUUGAAUAAAGACUUAUUCUGAUCGAUGAAGAGUUCUGCGCACUGAAAUGAAGUUAAACCGCAAAUGAGCUAUGGGGAAUAUGUGCUAACAGGCGAUGGCUAUUGCACAGCUCAACCCAUUUUGCCUUCAGGCCAGAGCUUGCUGGAUAGCAGUCUGUCGAUUACUCUGUGUAGGUUAAAUUGUACUUUUGUUUAACUGAUAGAUUGUUUGUGACGAGAGAUUGAGAAUUAACUUUGUAAUAUUGGUUGAAGUUAGUUUUGAUUCCAAUUCUUCGCAUGGAUCUAAAUCCUUAUCGUGUUUUUGAGCUUACAAUUAUUUGAUUGCUUUUGCAAGAAAUAUUAGACUCUAUGGUCUCCUUUUGAUUCU
Molecule: messenger RNA, 2401 nt
Organism: Manihot esculenta (cassava)
Lineage: Eukaryota; Viridiplantae; Streptophyta; Magnoliopsida; Malpighiales; Euphorbiaceae
Product: heterogeneous nuclear ribonucleoprotein Q
Exons: 9
Coding region: 532-1977 (481 amino acids)
Cellular component (GO): nucleus
Molecular function (GO): mRNA binding
Source: RefSeq, a predicted model, not a curated record